Messenger RNA from Ectocarpus sp. CCAP 1310/34, 3451 nucleotides. The record is from the annotation of a GenBank genome assembly. NCBI's taxonomy places the organism in Eukaryota, Phaeophyceae, Ectocarpales, Ectocarpaceae.
AUGCUGCCGCUGGCUGGUGCAUCCGACGGCGGCAUUGCAGAAGGACGUGACUGCCACUGCCUGUGCCACAAUACCUACAUGCAAGACGCCCCAGAGUCGAACCUUCGGGGAUCCACACUUGGCGCAGCAAGGGUGUUCGGGCUGCGAUUAGCUCUUGUGCUGCUGUUGCUGCAGCAACAACAGGCGGAGGCCGUCGUACCACCGCGGCAGCACCCCUCUUGCGGUUUUUUGCUCGCACCUUCUAGAGUACACUUCAACACUCCGAGCAGCAGCGCUACAGCAGCGAGCUUCUUCGGGAUGGGCGCAUCACCGAGUAGGACCACGUCGUCGCCAUCACUUCAGCAAAGGUCGGGCCUCCUUGGGAAGGGGGUGAGCGGCAGCAACGAUGAUGUUGUCGGCGAUGGAUACGGCGCGGCGGGUUCGAGCACGCGGUUGCAGGCCACAGCACCGACUGGUGGCGACUUAGAUCCAGAGGACCGUUCCGCUGCCGCGGCCGGCCUGCGAUCAGGAGAUGCAGACGGUGGGAUCGACGCCUACUUACCAAGUGGCGCGGACGACAACGGUGAGGCCAGCGCGAAGAGCAAGAACGACGGGCUGAGCGGGCAGAUCCUGUCCAUUGCUGUCCCUGCCCUCGUGGCUCUGUCGGUAGACCCCUUGAUGUCGGCGGUGGACACCGCUUACAUCGGGCGCCUUGCCGCUGAGCAUGGUGGCGGCGAGAUCGGGCUGGGCGCGUUGGCCCUGAACACCAACGUCUUCACGUUUUCCUUCUACAUCUUCAACUUCCUGGCGACAGUUCCAACGCCCUUCGUGGCCUCCGCCAGAGCGAAAGGGGACGAGAAAGGGGCAGCCAGGGCAAGGGCUCUUUCGGCACCCGCUGUCCUCAUGAUGUCCGUCGGGAACGGAGCCUUUCGGGGGUUUCUGGAUACGAAAACGCCGCUCUUGAUUGGAUUGGCCGCCAACGGCCUCAACUUCGUUCUGGACCCUAUCCUCAUCUUCCAGUUCGGAUGGGGCCUUCAGGGCGCAGCGAUUGCGACCGUAACCGCCGAGUGGGCGGGCGUGAUGGCCUUCCUGGUGCUGCUCGCGCAGAAAGAACCCUCCAUUCGGCUGCGCCCGGUGUCGCUGCCGAAGAAUCGAGAAGGGUGGAAGGAGGGCAGCGCCGUUCUGACGUCCUCCGCCGCCGUAUUUGGCCGUACCGUAGCGUUGCAGGGGGCGCUGGGCACCGCUACCGCCUUUGCCGCUCGGGUUGGUUCCACCGCCAUCGCCGCCCAUCAGGUGUGUAACCAGCUGUACCUCCUCCUGGCCUUCGCGGCAGACUCGCUUGCGGUGGCGGCGCAGGGCGUCGUCGCGGACCGGCUGGGUGGGGGCAUGAUCGCGGAAGGGAGGGAGGUGGCCGGAAGGCUCAUCGUCUUCGGCCUGGGGUUGGGGGUGGGGACUCUGGUAAUCUUCCAGGUAUUCGGAGGCGUCUUGCCGCUCAUCUUCACGUCAGACCAGAAGGUUAUCGCCGCGAUCGCUCCGAUCAUCGCUGUUGUGGGACUCUUGCAGCCCCUCAACAGCUACGUAUUUGUCGGGGACGGCAUCCUUCAGGGGACACAGGACUUCGUCUACGAGGCGCUAACGAUGGUGGUAAGCGCGACCACGCUGCCGCUGUAUGUCUGGCUCCGUGGAUACCUGGGGGGAGGAGAAACGACCUUGCUCGACGUCUGGAUGGGGCUGGUCGUGAUGCAGACGUGCCGUUCCGUAACCUUCACGUUCCGACAUUUCUUCGACCGUAGAGGGCCCUUGUAUAUGGGAUCGACAGCAGCAGCAUCAGCAGCGGCAGCGGCUUCGCCGAAAGAGGAGGGUGCUGCCGCCGUGGGGAUAGGCGUUGGUGUCGACGACAGCGAUAAGAACGUUCUCGGGAACGACGAGGAUAUUUGAGCAUUUUGGAAGAGAUGAUUUGUUGCCGUCUUAGCUGUCGCACGACUCGCGUUUGUCGUCCCACUCAUGGAAGAACAAGAGGUUGCUUCCUACUGGUACAAGAAAGAGACCCCUUACUUUUUACGAAGUACCGGUAUUUUUUAUGAACCCAAUUUCCUCUCUGGUAUGGGUAGGUUAGUAUCAGUAAGGUUUUUCGAGCGCAGUUGCAUCUGGCUGGUUGUUGGAGUUUUUCAUCCCAGAUGCCUCUCUUUUUUUCUCUUGUUGCCAGCCAAAUUGCCCCUUUUUUUGUGUUUGUCAACCCAAUUUCCUCCUCGUCGGUAGCCUCAAGCAAAGCCAAGUAGGUAGCUUCUUCCCGUCCGGCUGCGAAGGUACCGUUGCAUGUGUUUCUUGUUACCAGCAAUAAGAUUUCACAUAGCAACUAUUUGGAUUGGAGCGGUUGCGUUGGUACCUGUCAUCAAUUUUUUACGAAAGUAGUAUUGUAGUGUGGUUGCAUUGCAACUGGCCAUAAGAUUCUCAAUAUUUUGAGUAGCGCGGUUGCAUUUUGCACUGGCCAUAGCUGUUGCUGUCGUCCUGUUCGUAUCGUGCUUUCAUUCCUCAUGUUGCUUUGAUUUCUCUUCGUAGAUGAUGCACCCUGCUGGCGUCGGUGUGUCGGUUCGAUCAUGGUUACGGAUGAGUUAGUAGGCCCCGAGCUGACAUCAGAGCAACACACCUACACCUCUGUUCCGCUGCAUGUGCACGUGCGGAGGGAGAUCGUGUUUUCGUGGGCCUCACGCUUGACGUGCAGCUGUGGUCAGAACCUUUCUUCAGGGCGCGCAUUUAGACAACGCUCUCUCUCUCUGUCUAUUUUAAAGUAAGUGAAGAUUUUUCGAGUUCUAGUGACGCGAGAGGUAUACGAACGCUCUGUCAAGCGGCUCUUGUUCUGGUUGCUUCGGUUUGUUGGUGUUUAGGUCGGGCCGGAUGUUGAACCUUUGCUCCGCACACGGAUGUGCCACUCACUCGUCAUCAAAACGAUUGUUUCUUUCCGAAGCGGUGAGUACAUACGUAGGAGCCCCAAGACAUGAGUAUGGCAUUCGAUGGGGGGAUUGCGCCUAGCGCCAUUGUUGCAAGUGCGAACGGCCAUGGUGGAAGGUGUGGCUUGCUUGUGUAUAUUAGGCGACCCGGAGGUGCUGGAAGAAAAUAGACAGAAGUGAAAACAUUCAUUGGGAGUGCAGGCUGCACAGAAGUGACUCGCCAACCUACCAAUCGGCAACAACCGCGUGGUAGUAUCGAGCGAAGACAAAGCAGACGGGAACGAAUGAUGGCGGUAGACCAGAGUCAGUCGCGCACCACGUUAUUCGCUUACAGAGGCCCAGGUCUUCGGGCAACUUCGCUCAAACGGAAGGCUUAGACUAAGGGAUCAACACAACGAAGAGCCAUACCGUUGGCGGCGUCGAGCUUUGAGCCACAUUCGUUCUCAUUAUUCUGUCUAAUGGAAGUCUGGGGUGUAGGACGAAAGAAUGAGGUAGGCGACGUGCAGGCAACUCUUCGUGACGUA